AUGUCAGUAGCAGUCGUCACUCCCACUUCACCUCGCGCACCAACUCCCGAAUACCUAGAUCCAAUAUUACAUCAACCCACUCUGAACUCAUUAUCCAACGAAGAUCCUUCAUCAUCGUCUUCAAAUCCACUGAACGAAUUCGCACAACAAGUGCUGGGAUCAGAAUCGGAAGAUGCGCAUAAUCUGUUGGAUCUGAGAGGAGGUUAUUCGAUUAUAGGAGAGGAACAAACAUUUAAUGAUUUAUUACAAAAUGAAGAAAGGAGAGAAGCUCAAAAUAAACUACAAAGUCAACAAGAUAUGGAGAAUAGUGGUGAUAACGAUGACGAUGACAAUAACCAUAAUCACGAUCAUGAUUUACACAACGCUCUAAUUGAUAAUGACGACAGUAUACAUAUCGACGGCGACGGUGAUGAGCCCACAUCGAGUUCUAACAAUAACGGAAAUACACGACCGCAAUAUCGAUUACCUACAUUAGAGACAACAGAAGAGAUAAGGAUAGAUGAGAAUGGUAACGAAAUAAGAGAAACCACUUUACAUCGUGUCAAUCUGCUUUAUGGUGGUAGAAUAGGUAAAAGGAAAAGAUUAGGCACUACAACAGGUAAUUCCAUUGGUGGAGGGACUGCCGGUGAAGAGAUCACAACGGAUGCAGAUGGUAAUCCAGUUGAGCCUCAUGAAAUCGUAAGAUUGAAGAAGGACAGUCAUAAAGAAGUUGAACGUCGACGUAGAGAAAACAUAAAUGACGGAAUCAACGAAAUCGCACAACUCAUUCCUGGAGGAACGGACAAACAGGGCAAAUCAGCCUUAUUAAAGCGGGCAGCCCAGUAUUUGGUGGAAUUGAGUGAGAAGGUCAGAGUAGGAGACGAAGAGAUUACAAAGCGGGAUAUAGAAAAGCAGGAUUUGGAGGCCCAAUUAGCUCAAUCACAAUUACAACUGCAAGAGGAGCGUGAACGCUCAAUGACAUUCGAAACUUCGUGGCGAGAAGCAGAAGAUAGAACUGCUAGUUCAAAUUUCGAGUUGGAACGUCUAAAAGCUGAAUUGGAGGAAUUAAGAGGUGUUCAAGGCUGA
Kwoniella shivajii is the source of this 1065-nucleotide messenger RNA. RefSeq lists its product as uncharacterized. The record is from RefSeq and is a predicted model, not a curated record. Gene Ontology annotation, molecular function: DNA-binding transcription factor activity; protein dimerization activity. The coding region runs from base 1 to 1065 and encodes 354 amino acids. The transcript has 3 exons. Lineage: Eukaryota; Fungi; Basidiomycota; Tremellomycetes; Tremellales; Cryptococcaceae. Gene Ontology annotation, cellular component: nucleus.